UGCACAACCUACAAUGCUAUUUUUUUUUUUAUGAGAAUUAUGUCAAUUUUUUGCUUCUUAAUUAAAGAAAUAGAACCACCAAUGAAAGAUGGAGAAUCGACCAAAAUGAGCACUAAAUAUUUUUUCAAGAAAUCUCCUCUACAAAACAGGUAUGACAAUAAAAAUGCAUGUGGCUGUUUAAUAUACAAGACAGAAGAACUAGAUUAGAGGGAUUUUUGUUGUGAUUUACAGCAGCUAAUUGCCAGGAACUUGAUUUUCCAAAGUCCCUACUGUCAAGAAGUGGAUUAUAGAGAGAGGACAAAACAACAAAGCAUCCUUGAUGAUCAGCUUAGAAAUUACAGGAAACACAACAGACUUACUUGGACGUUGUAACUUUGGGCUUAUAAAAACAUCAAACACCAACACCAUGCAUUGACUUCACCGAUGUUCUCACCUCGUAACUAUCGUAUCCUUAAAAUUUAAGUAUCUUUCUGCAUUUUCUCGAAUGCUUCCUUUAUCUUCCUUAGAUUCUCCAAAAGCUUUUAUCUUCUUUCAGUUCCCUUGACUUUCAGAAAAGUCCUGUACAAAGAGUUUUGUUACAUACAGAACUCACAAUAACUAUGGCUUCAAUGGAUAAAAACUCAUUGAGAUAUGGCAGAGCCUCUCAGCCGUUUUCUGCUGAUUCAUCGAAGCCAAGGCGAAGCGGGUAUGAACCUUCUGAUACGGAAACUGAUUGGCAAGAAAGUCCUCAAUGUGAUCAGAAUCACAACAGUAUGGUUUUUGGUCCUCAGAGUCCAAAGAUGGAUUUGGAUUUGCCAAGAAAAAUUAGUCCUAUGAGACAAGGCACUAGCAGGAAACUUUCUUCAAAAUUUGAUAAUUAUUCUCCUAAAAGGGACUCUAUGGCCAGCCCAGUUAGGAGGAGACAGACCAGCAAGUCACCCUACAAGACGCGAACACAAGAUGGUAGAGCUAUUUCACCAGUAUCAGUUCGUAGAAAUGUUAGUCCCUUAUCAAAAUCCGAGCACAGAAGGCAGGUUUCUCCAUUUAAGCCUGGAAGAGAGGAGCAUGAUAUGUAUAACAAUGACGAGAAUGUAGGCUCUAGCAGAAGGAAAAAUCAAAUAACUCCUAACGGAGAGGAAAGGAGUUCCUUCUUACAAUUUGGUGAAGUUAGUAGAAUGAGCGAGAGAUCAGCCCAUAGUCGUAGAUCGGUAACUGCUCCAAGACAAAGAGCCAAGGAGGAUCAAGAAAAUGAUCAUGGUCAUAGGAAGCAAAAAGGGGAGAGAUCCCCAUCACCUUUGCCAAGAAGCAUGACUAGAAAACAAAGGGAGAGAGAAGCUUCUGACACAAAAACACCUCCUGUUGGUGAACUAAAUGAGAUGGUAGCUAAUAUUAAGAUGUCUAGAACUCCCAUAUUUAACGCUUCAAAUUUUGAAAGUACAGAGUCUAUUUCUCCUGGUGAUAUCUUCUUUUCUCGCGAGCAAACAGCCUCGAUGAUGCAGAAGAAUGGCUUACCAAAGAAUGGUAAUAAUGGAGCCAAUCUGAUCCCGAUGCCCACAAGGUUGCCCCAGAUGGAUUCUGUACUUCAACAGCUAAGCUCAACUAAUAGUAGUAUUGAACAAAACGCUCCAAGAAAUUUGACGAGUUCUGGUUCACGAUCCACUAUGAUUUCCAGCUCUGCUGCAAGUAGGCAGAGUAGUGGCAAGUUUAGCAGUGAAAGCGGUAAGCUGAGUGAUACGAGUAGGACAAGUGCAAGCUGGAAAAAGUUCACAGCAAAUAGAAAGAAGAGUCAAGCAGAUGCUUGUUUUUCUUGUAUGAGAAGGGGGACUUGCAGGACCUCAAGAUCAUCUGAAAAACAACAUUUUGAUGAAGCUUCAUUCAUUAAGAAGGCGUUCGUGGUUGAACGUUUGAGAGAGUUUUGGGCUGAUAAACAUCAACCUUGUUCUCUGAAUGGAUUUACUUGCCUCAAACAAGAAGCUCAACUUCUUAAGCAACUUGUACCUCUUAACAAUAUUCCCCAUAUUUUGCUGAAGGGACCAUCUGGUGCGGGGAAAAGAUCACUAGCAAUGGCUCUUCUAUGGGAAAUAUUUGGCGAUGCUUGUCGAAAUAUGUCGCAUGAUUUAAGAUAUUUCCAGGUUCAGGAAAAUAAGGCAAUGCAGGUAGCUGUUCCAGUAACAUCAAGUAUUCACCAUGUGGAACUCAAUGUGAACUCGGAACCAAAUGCUAAAUAUGCACUAAUGGGUAUAGUGAAGGAAAUAAGCAACGCCUAUGGUAUUGUCCCUGAAGUCAGCAAUAUUAAUUUUAAGCCUGAUUAUAGAGUACUAGCUCUUUACCAGGUUGACAAAGCGACAGAGAACAUUCAGCACUUGAUAAAAUGGAUAAUGGACUGUUAUACAGAUGCAUGUAAACUCAUAUUGUGCUGUGAAGAUGAUGUAGAGAUCCUAGAAUCAGUGAAGAACCGCUGCAAAGUUAUUAAAGUCGAUGCUCCAGUAACUCAUGAAAUCAUGGAGGUUCUCAUUCAGAUAGCCAGGAAAGAGGGCUUUGAUCUACCUAUGAACUUUGCAGCUAGGAUUGCUGCCAAAUCAAAGCAGAACCUGAGAAAAGCAAUCAUGGCUCUUGAAGCAUGCAAAGCACACAACUAUCCUUUUGCUGAUGAUCAGCCAAUUCCAUUUGGGUGGGAAGAGGUCUUGGUAGAACUUGCAACAGAAAUCCUUACUGAUCCAUCACCUAAGAGACUGUUUUUGGUGCGGGGAAAGCUUCAAAAGCUUCUUGUGGAUUUUGUGCACCCCAAACUAAUUCUCCUGAAACUCGUCGAACAAUUCCUUAAGGGAGUGCAGGCCAGUUCAAGAAGGGACCUCUAUUAUUGGCAUGGUUAUUAUGAUAAGAGGCUCCCAACAGGAUCAAGUGCUUUGCUCAAAUUAGAAGAGUUUGUGGCCAAGUUCAUGAGCAUACACAGAAAGUGUUCUGGCAAUCAUCAGUAUGAAUAAUUCACAUGAAGCUAGUUUUGAGAUCCCCCUUUCAACAGGCAUAUAACGCCAUUUUUAGGUAAUACUGCUAUAGAUGCUGCUCAGAAAUGUAACUAUAUCAAUUUGUUUUGCUUUCUUAAAAGAUGAAGGGAGAUAAUCAACAUACAAAGUGAACUUGUAUGUAUUGUUGGCUUCAAUGGGAUAAAGAUUCAGCAGACUGCUCUUCCAUCACCAAGCAUCCAGGUAAGGUGAUACAGCAAAGCUUACUGGCAAGUAUCCUGAUGCUUGUGUUGACGUUCUGUUGAUUAGAAUUUAUGUGAUUUCCAUUGGUUGACUUAUAAUUAUCACAAGAUCUUGGUACUGAACUUUGGAAGUAAUCAUAACACAAGAGGAGAACGCAUAUUUGGGA
Hevea brasiliensis (rubber tree) is the source of this 3351-nucleotide messenger RNA. RefSeq lists its product as uncharacterized. The transcript is spliced from 11 exons. Gene Ontology annotation, cellular component: nucleus; DNA replication factor C complex. The record is from RefSeq and is a predicted model, not a curated record. Gene Ontology annotation, molecular function: DNA binding; DNA clamp loader activity. Lineage: Eukaryota; Viridiplantae; Streptophyta; Magnoliopsida; Malpighiales; Euphorbiaceae. Gene Ontology annotation, biological process: DNA-templated DNA replication; DNA repair. The coding region runs from base 600 to 2963 and encodes 787 amino acids.